Molecule: messenger RNA, 7051 nt
Organism: Haemorhous mexicanus (house finch)
Lineage: Eukaryota; Metazoa; Chordata; Aves; Passeriformes; Fringillidae
Gene: ACER3
Product: alkaline ceramidase 3
Exons: 11
Coding region: 102-905 (267 amino acids)
Biological process (GO): ceramide metabolic process; phytosphingosine biosynthetic process
Cellular component (GO): endoplasmic reticulum membrane
Source: RefSeq, a predicted model, not a curated record
GCCGCCGCCGCCGCCGCCGCCGCCGCGCUCCGGGCCCGGCGCCCUUCUCUCUCCGCUGCCCCCGUGCCCUGCCUCCGCUCUAGCCUGGAGCGGGCGCCGCGAUGGCUCCGGCCGCCGACCGGGAGGGUUACUGGGGUCCGCCGACCUCCACCCUGGAGUGGUGCGAGGAGAACUACGCCGUCUCCUACUACAUCGCCGAGUUCUGGAACACAGUGAGUAACCUGAUUUUCAUUCUACCUCCAAUCUAUGGUGCGAUUCAGACCUAUAAAGAUGGCCUUGAAAAACGGUAUUUAGCUGCAUAUUUGUGUCUUACAGCUGUGGGAUUGGGAUCUUGGUGCUUCCACAUGACCCUGAAGUAUGAAAUGCAGCUGUUGGAUGAACUGCCAAUGAUAUACAGUUGUUGUGUGUUUGUCUACUGCCUAUAUGAAUGUUUCAAGUACAAGAAUACAGUCAAUUAUGCACUGCUUUUCUUGUUAAUAACAUACAGCGUCGUAGUCAGCAUAGUUUACCUAAAUUUGAAAGAGCCUGUAUUCCAUCAGAUCAUGUAUGGAACACUAGUUUCCAUCAUAGUUCUAAGAUCUGUUUAUAUAGUGUUAUGGGUAUACCCAUGGCUUAGAGGUUUAGGAUACACAUCAUUAACUGUAUUUUUAAUGGGAUUUUUUCUCUGGAAUGUGGACAACAUUUUCUGUGAUAAAUUGAGAGCGUUACGAGAGAAGAUGCCUCCUGUGGUGGGAGCUGUGACACAGUUUCAUGCAUGGUGGCAUAUUCUCACAGGCCUGGGUUCUUACCUUCAUAUCCUGCUAAGUUUAUAUACAAGGACACUUUUCCUGAAACACAGGCCAAAGGUGAAGUUUGUUUUUGGAAUAUGGCCUGUUCUUCUUGUGGAGCCACCCAAGAACCUUUGACUGAGCCCUGGGCAGCCACACAUGAUCACCUGGCCUGGCUGAAUAAAGCAUUUCAACAGUGACUCUGGCUGAAGUGUCAAAAUUCUGGCUCAAUCCAAGUACCAUUGCUGUUAAAGGACUUCUCUGUGCUACGAAGCCAGUCAGCUGAAACACGGCAAAGAGCUAGCACACAAGGGAAAUAGCACUUAGUACAGCUUUAUUCUAAGUUGUUAAAACAAAGAUUAAGACACAAGGGUUUUAUGUAUAUAUUGUACAGCUGAUGAUAUUGAGGUAAUAUUUCGUGCUGGUCACAGAAAACUAACCAUUUUUGAAGUGGAUUGCAUACUUUUUUCAUUCAGUUUUUGUUCUUUCUGUGGUCUAAACUAAUAUUAGUAACUGAAUGACAAAACUAGGCCAUUGAUGGCCAAGCUAAGCAUCUGUGUGGCCUAUAGUGAACUGAAUGCUUAACCCAAACUACUUUAACCUUGCACUUUUAUACAAUUAAUGAAGUAUGUAAUGGUUGAUUUAGGCCUUUAUUCUACCUUGCUUUUCCACAGCCUCCUUUGCAAUUUAUAUUUCAAGCAAAAUGGUUGGGAUACCUGUGCCAUUUAGUUCGUUUUGUACCAAGCUUGCUUUCUCUUUAGUCUAACUGAGAGAUUCAUCAUGGAGGAUGUUCCAAAAUAUGACCAGCAGAAGACAUUGAAAUGGUGAAGCUUUAUAGGUGUUCCUGUUUGCAUCUGGGAGCUCAAUUCAUAAUUUUUUUGACCUGUGAUUCAUUGCAAAAAUGUGGAGUGACUGUAGAAACAUAAGAAACACUUUUUUUUUUUUGUAAUUGUUAUUUACAUACCUAACUUUUCUAUCCCUUUCUUUAACUUCCCAUUUCCCAUUCAUACUACAGAUUGACAAACACCUUAGAUGAGCUCUAGUUCAGCCUUGAAUUCAUCUUCUUCUCACUUUACAAGUCUUAAAUUAUUGGUGGGGCUUUCAGAAGCAUCUUCUUAUUCAGAAACUUAGAAGGAGGAGUAAAGAACAAGACUGAGGCUGAGGAUAUCCCUAAAUACAAGGGACAGUGCUUUGCUUGCUUUUAAUCUAUCACGUGCUUAGUCUGUGAGAAAGGUGACCACCUUUUGAAACCAAACUUAGGGGAUUAAUGAGGGAGACAAACCCUGUUUUCUGCUAUUUUUAUCUACCCAGCUGAUGAAAGUUAGUAAGUAAAUUUAAAGAAAAUAUUAAACUAACACAGUUUUUCAAAAUAUACCUCAUAUGAAGGCUGUGAUUUUGAUGCUCUUAAUUUUGGCGCAACAGAGUCUAUCUCUGUGCCUACUUGCUGCCAUUCUAUGCAAUUUUUGUCUGCUUUUGAUGCUCUGAGGGAUUUAUCCUUCUUGCCAUGAAGAAGAAAAGGGAAGCUCUCAGACUCAUCCAGAAUCCCAUUUUGUAUUGAUUUACAACGUGCUCACAGCAGCAAAGCAUGGUAAUAUAGCUGUAAAGCUGUCUCCCAGGUCUCAGAGUCCUGACUGUUGAACAAUCAGUGCUGGCUAAAAUGGUCUCCUCCCUUUUCUCUGUUUGCAGUUUCUCUGCUACAUCCAUCAGUAGCUCUUCUCCUGAUGUGAACCUCCAAAUUAAAAUGUGGCUUCUGUUUUGUGACAACCCUGGACCCUUGAGAUCAAAUAACCCCAAACUGCGUUGGAAAAAGAUACUUAACCUUGAGUGAGUUCAGUGGGGUUUAAGCACGUGCUGAUAGCAGUGCAUUUCAACCUGUACACCCUAUAAAGACACCUGAAGGGUAAUUUUAGAACAGCUUUGAUAUCAGGAGGCUCCAGUUCCAUAGACAAGGUCAGCAUCUGUGCUGGGAAAUUUGAGUGCUCUUCAGACUGAAAGAAGUUAGCAGAACCAGCACAGAGGUAGGAAAAAGCUGUUAGGGUUCAGGUGCCUUUAAUUAUCCAGAAGGCAUAUAUUUUAUAAAGAGAUUUGAGAACUGUUUCAAAAAUGUAGCUUGAAAAUAAGUGCCUGCCUGUUCACCUCCAGGCUUUCUCAAGCAUUUUCCCACACACUGUAUCCCUUUUUCUUAUUUAGUAUGUUUACAUGUGUUUAUAAGUUAGGGAAGGAGUCUCGUAAGAGAAGCAGUGCAGCAGCAACAUAUCAACAGUCACUUGUGAAAUCUGCUUGGUAUGAUACUAUUUUUAUGGAAAUGGAAAAACCUUUAUUUUAGUGGCCUUAGUUUUGUUACUGAAGGAUCUGGGGGCUCUGUUUAGUUAAUUAAUUGCAAGAACCAGAGUGUCUUGAAAAGCCACUUUCUUAUUGAUCAGGCAUCUCUACAAUGGUAUAUUUUAAAGAUAUUUGUUGAUUCUUCUACACACUUGCAACUAGGAAGUCUAUGAUGGAGGCUUCAGAUCUUGUUGGACUGAAUUGUCAGGAUUUUAAAAAAAUUGAAAAGCUCGUAUUUUAAUUUUAUAGUGCUGUUAGUUUUUCAUUUAUGUAUUGUUUGUUGUUGAUGUUUUUUUUCUUGAAAAAAUAAAUGCAAAUUGGCUUCUUCCUGCAUUCCAAAUGAGCAAAAACAUGCACACCCCUCUACCACCUUGCCAGCAGCCUUUCUUUCAACAGAUUAUAUUAGACCCUGAGGAAUGUAAUUUACCUGUGUAUCCUUCUUAGCAUAAAUAAUCUAAAAUCAUGGGUGCUUUGGUUUGACUGCCUUACUGAUCUUGUGAGUGAUAUUGAAAAUGACAAGCCAGUUUUAACUACAUGUCAUUGAAAUUCAGACUGCCUUUUCUAGUGCCUGGAAAGACAUACAUACUUACUCCUGUAAUGUGUUAAAUGUCUGUUAAUUGCUUUUUAUUUAUAUUGCUUGUAUGACAAUGUUGAUUUUUUUUCUACAGACCUUAGAGCAGUAUAUCUUAAACUUUUCCUGCACUACAUCUUAGCAAGUCAUGUGUGAUCCUGUUUUUGAGUAGGAUUCAGACAGCAGCUACUUUAAAGAGAAUUAUGGAAGUAGCAGGUGUCAUUUGAUAUGAAUUCUGCAGGAUGUGUUGGACAGACUUUAUAACAAUGAACUCUUCUAUUCCCUAACAUCUAUGAAGAACCAGGAAAUCUGCCACCAUACGACCAUCAAUUUGACACAGAUGAGCAGUAAGUAGCUCUGCAGUCCAUGAGCUGAAAAAUUCUUUCAUGGAAAUAAGAGGAAAAACUUCAAAAUUACUCUCACAGUACAGAUCAAACCCAUACCUAAUUCUGGGAAUUUAGAUUUUUUGGAUACAGCUCAAGGUAUGCAUUCUCCAGUGAGGAGGAAUCUCAUCCAUGUUUCAAAGGCAGUGCUGUUGGCUAGCAGUAUUAGUCAUCUCCAGACUUCAUUGUAAUGGGUUUUUCUGUUAGCACAGGGCUGCUGUGCUGCCCAUGAGUGUUUAAAAACUCCCCCCAGUCAGAGUUGGAAUAUGCAGUGUUACCACUUGCCAGUCUACCUCUGUCAUGUGUUGUACCCUACCUGUGCCCUUAAUUACAUUUGCCUCAAUGUGUGUGCAUCAGAGCAGCCUGACUUAGACCGUGCAGCCCCUGGGAGUGGCAACAGUGUUGUAUUGAUUCCUGGCUGACUCUCUUCACUGCCUGUAAACAUUCUCCCUUUUUUGGUGUGUGUCACCCACAGCCUGUGCUCAGUCUGCCUCUCAUCUUUGUGUAAGUCUGGCUGCUUUAGAGAGAGAUUCGAGUAGGAGGACUUCAAUUCAGACAGGUGUAGUGAAAUCUUUUGGGAGGGAUAUAGUGGAAAAUAUUGCUCUUUAAUUAAAUUCUCUUUUAAUCCUGUUCUGUGCUGUCUUGCUUGGCUAAAGCUGAAUUGUAUGAUUUGAAAUGCAGUUGAUUCUUUUGGCCAAUUGUGGAUUUGUUCUAACACCUCAUUUCAAGCAGCUGAAUGUGUUUUUCAUCAAACACUUCCAUGUGAAUCUCAGCAACAGAAAAUCCUCCCAAUACUACCAGUGUUUCUCGCAGUCACUAUCACCUUGUUUAAUCUGCAUUCAAGAAUUUCAGUAAUACCAUUUUUUAAAACCUGUUUCUCUCUGUGGAUAUAUUGCAGCAUUUUAAUAGGAGGUGGUGAAACAAUUCUGUACAGAAGAGAUGUAACGGAGUGGCAAUGCUGUUUUCUUUAGUAGACAUCAGAAUUCAGGAGCACACAUCCAUUUUGGGGGAAUGUGCGCCCUGUAAUUUAGAUUAACAUAUUCAGGUAAAACUUUCAGUUUACUUUAAACCCCAUCUGCACUUAAUAAGUAGACAGUGGGAGGUUUUUAACUGCGAAGUGCUGUUUGACUGUGAGACUUUACCAUGAAGAGGGAUAAAUGAUGGAGUCUUUAUUACACAUGAGCAGAGCAAAGCCAGAAGGAGAUUAAGAAAUCUUGCAUGAAAAGAGAAUAACAAAAGAUUAAGCACAGAAUCCCGUAGUAUUACGUCAACCACCCUCCUGGUAUCUGCACUUUAGAUACUUGAAUGUUUUGCUAUUUAUACAUUUACCUUUCCAUGUUGACUACUGCUCUCUUCUCCACAGAAGUGAUGUAGUUUCUGUUACAUUCAGUUCAUUGUAGAUAACUUAGAGGUGGAUUUAUGAGGAAGGAACAUGACACAUGUUUUGAAAUGUUUUGUACAUGAAUGAAUGCAUUUCUAUCUGGAAUGUCUUCUGCCAGCUUUGUUUGAGAGUCUGUAACCUAAAGAUGGAGAACUUUCUAUGUAACUAUUAAAAUUGGGUUUGGGUGUCUUUGUUCAGUUUCUCACGCACAACUGCCUACGCUGCCAAGUGCCUGAUCUCAUUGUUACAAGGCUUUUCUGAGAGCUGGGGCUGUGUUUCCUCCUGAGUUCUCUAAGACAAAGUCUUUGGUAGGUGGGGGCCAAUAUUUAUUUAAGUCCUGCUUCUGCAGGAAUCCCAGUGCUAUUUUUACUGGCUUUCCUGUUAGUUAUCCAAUACGUGUCUGCCUCUGACUCAAACUUGAGCCUGGUUACCCACCUUCCUGAUGCUGUUGCAUCUUUCCAGGCUCUGAAAGCUAGGUGAGGGAUUUAGCUGUACUGGAGGUGUUUAUUUCGGGUUGUGUAGUUCAGUGACAGGCAGUGUGAGGGCGCAGCAGUCAAGCAAGCACUUUAUGUGUAGCCCUCUUAUUGGAGCUCCCAGCCAGAUGUUUUAAACAGGACUGGGGACAGGGGGAUUCGUAUGUACAGUUUGAGAGGCAGGUUUAAUGCCUGAACCUCUUACCUUACUGCAGAACUCUCCCAUUUUACGUCUUGAAAUUUUUUAGGUUUGACUAAGUAUGUAAUUGUUGAUUUAAGAAGAACUAAGUUCAGAGUUCAUGUGACUCCCUGAAACAGUGCCUGCAAUUUUGGGGUUUUUUGCACAUAUAUCGCACAAAUUGAUAAGAGCAGAUUGUUAAGAUUUUUUAAAGUGCAAAGAUAAAGGGUCUUUUGCUUAUUUGUCCACAGGAAUAGCUAUAAGCACAAUCUUAUAUUCCUUCUUCUGUCCCCAAAGCUCUGGAACAUAUAUGUGUUUCUCCAAAGACAGUGCUGAAUAAAAUGGCUCAUAGCAAGUUAUGUACCAAAAUGUUUUCCACAUUAAAGGUGUGGAAGAACUCUGUUUGUGUAUCCUAUUGUUCCUUGGAUUUUGGAAGAGAGGGUUUCAAGCAGCAUAAGCAGUAUUUACUCCUUAGACUGAACAGAAACUAGUUUUUCUCUUGAUUUUCCAAAUUGAUGUUGACUGUGUCAUGUUGAUUGUUGAUCUCAGCGUAAUGCAUGGAUGAUGCUACAGUCUGAUCAAACAUCAUCUGUCCACCUGGAGUGGACAUGAAAUCUCCUGUUCAUUACCUGACCAAUAACAUUGACAAUAUGAGUUCUAACAUGUGGGUUUCUCUUCCUGAAAUUCAGUACAUUGUUGCAGAUUGAUAAUAACACUGUGAGAGAUGAGUAGCAGUUGACAUGUAGAACACAGCUACACUGAGAAAUGCUUGUUGAAAACUUUGAUACACUGAACUGACUCUUCCUACCAAACCAGCUGGUAACCAAUUUUAGGCUUAUAUGUAUCAGCAUAUCUUGUUUUCCAAAGCACAGUAGCUUUGAAAUAUUUAAUAUGUUUCAUUUGUUAUUCAUGCUGCAGUCAAGCACUAAUUUGUCUUUAUAGUACAAACUAUUAAAGAAUUUUGUUUUAAAUACAA